Messenger RNA from Styela clava, 7536 nucleotides. Lineage: Eukaryota; Metazoa; Chordata; Ascidiacea; Stolidobranchia; Styelidae. The record is from RefSeq and is a predicted model, not a curated record.
UCAAUAUUUCUCUCGGCAGUUGUUGUCCUGGUAUAAUAAUAUAAUUUAAUUUUAAAAAUGAUUGAUCCAUCAUCGAGCGAGUAUGAAACGGAUGAUGAGCAACCUGACGAACCAGAUGUUGCCUCAUUAUCACUUGAAACAACUCCUGCCAAGACCAUUGUAAAAUCUCCAAGCAAAGCGGAUUCGAAAUCCUUGACAUCGAACCAGGAAAGUAGCACAGGUACGCCAUCAUUGAAAGAUGGUUCACCAUCUCCUUCUGUUGCAAGCGAAGAUGUGGAAGCUCGGGCCCGCUUACAAGAGGAAGAAGAACGUCGAAUGCGACUUCAACUUUAUAUAUUUGUGCUUCGAUGCAUUUCAUACCCUUUUAAUGCAAAACAACCUACUGACAUGGCUCGACGACAGACAAAGGUGAACAAGCAACAACUCCAUACAAUCAAAGAUAGAUUUCAAGCAUUCCUUGGUGGUCAAACACAAAUUAUUGCAGAUGAAGCAUUUUGUAACGCUGUACAAAGUUAUUUUGAGGUUUUUUUGAAAAGUGAUAGAGUUUCACGGAUGGUGAAUAGUGGGGGGUGUUCUGCUAAUGAUUUCAGAGAAGUGUUUAAAAACAAUAUUGAAAAGAGAGUUCGUGGUCUUCCAGAAAUCGAUGGAUUAAGCAAAGAAACAGUGCUGUCUUCAUGGAUGGCCAAGUUUGAUGCAAUAUACAGGGGUGAAGAAGAUUCACGGCGGCCAGGAAAUCGUUUAUCUGCUGCUGCCGCAUCAGAACUUAUCUUAAGUAAAGAACAGUUGUACGAAAUGUUUCAAAAUAUUCUGGGAAUUAAAAAAUUUGAACACCAAUUGUUAUACAAUGCUUGUCAGCUUGAUAACGCUGACGAGCAAGCUGCUGCAAUACGAAGGGAAUUGCAUGGAAGAAUGCAUGCUGCCGAUAAAAUUGAACAACUUCACAGAUUUCCAAGAUUUCAUUGUAGAAAUAAUGAAAUCGAGAGGCAAUUGCAAGAUCAGUAUAUAAAUGAACUAAGACAACAGGUGAGCUUGCUGAUGACAAAUCUCGAGUCGCUACCUGUAUCUCGAGGUUCAGAGAGAUCUUACCCUUUACGAUUGCCACGACUUCCCACAUCAGCAAUGUCUGUCCUCGAUCAAGCUUCUGAAGAUGACAAUACUCUUUCAAAAUCUGAUGUCGUGCUCUCUUUCACUUUGGAGGUGAUAGUAAUCGAAGUCCAGGGACUAAAGUCACUAGCAUCUCACAGAAUUGUUUAUUGUACAAUGGAAGUUGAGGGUGGAGAAAAGAAACAAACAGAUCAAGCUGAAGCAUCGAAACCUGUUUGGAAUACGCAAGGAGAUUUUACAACGUCACAUCCUCUUCCUAUCGUCAAAGUUAAACUAUUUACUGAAAGUACUGGAAUGCUGUCUAUCGAUGAUAAAGAGUUGGGAAAGGUUGUUCUUCAUCCCAACCCAAACAGCCCGAAGACGCCAGAAUUUUACGCUAUGGCUGUUCCAAAGAAUAGUGCUGACCAUGAUCUGAAAAUCAAGUUGAUUGUCAGAAUGGAUCGACCACAGAAUAUGAAAUAUUGUGGAUAUUUAUGGGCACAAGGUAGAACGGUUUGGAGGAAAUGGAAAAAGAGAUAUUUCGUGCUUGUACAGGUUUCUCAAUACACAUUUGCGAUGUGUAGUUAUCAAGAGCGUAAGUCCGAUCCAAGCGAAAUGAUGCAAUUGGAUGGAUUUACUGUUGAUUACACAGACCCUGAACCUGGACACGAAGGCGGUCGUGUCUUUUUUAAUGCUGUGAAAGAAGGAGAAAGAAUUGUAUUUUCUAGUGACGAUGAACAGGACCGUAUACUCUGGGUACAGGCAAUGUAUCGUGCAACAGGACAAUCUCAUAAACCUGUCCCACCAACACAAGUUCAAAAAUUAACGGGAGGUUCUAAUAAACACAGUCAAUUGGAUGCUCCUAUAUCACAGUUUUAUGCUGACAGAGCACGAAAACAUGGAAUGGAUGAAUUUAUUUGUGCGGAUCCUUGCAAAUAUGAUCAUUCAAGUUUGUUUGAAUUGUUACAAAAAUUAACCCUUAAUCAUCGAUUAGGCGAUUCGUAUUCUUGUCUUGGCUGGUUUUCCCCGGGUCAAGUAUUUGUAUUGGAUGAAUAUUGUGCAAGAUAUGGAGUUCGUGGUUGUCACAGGCAUCUGUGUUAUCUAUCAGAUUUAUUGGAAAGAGCUCUGCAAGGAACAAUGAUUGAUCCAACUCUGCUGCAUUAUAGUUUUGCAUUUUGUGCAAGUCAUAUUCAUGGAAACAGACCUGAUGGUAUUGGAACUGUGACAAUGGAUGAGAAGCAAAGAUUUGGUGAAGUUCAAGAAAGAUUGAAGAAUCAUCUGAUGUAUCAAAUAACACAUUUUCGAUAUUGUUUUCCAUUUGGAAGACCAGAGGGGGCAUUGAAAGCAACGUUGUCUUUACUGGAACGGGUUAUGAUGAAAGAUAUUGUGACUCCAGUUCCACAGGACGAAGUUCGUUCAAUCAUUAUCAGUAGUUUAGAGAAAGCAGCUCUUGUCAAUUACAGCAGAGUUUCAGAAUAUGGAAAAAUUGAAGAAAAUCUUGAUCAGAACAGUGUGUCACCAUCUCGUAAAUUAGAAGUUGUAAUGCAUCUUGCUGAAUUAUGUAUUGAUGUUGUCCAACAGAAUGAAGAACACCAUUCUGAGGGAAGAGAGGCCUUCGCAUGGUUCAGUGACAUCAUGAUCGAACAUUCAGAAAUAUUUUGGUCGUUGUUUGCAGUGGAUAUGGAUUCGGUAAUAGAGCAACAACCUCCUGAUACAUGGGAUAGCUUCCCAUUGUUCCAACUUUUAAAUGAUUAUCUCCGAAGCCAUGAAACUUUAGGGAAUGGUCGAUUUCAUCUUCAUUUACAAAACAUGUUUGCACCUCUCGUCAUCAGAUACGUUGAUUUAAUGGAAUCAUCUGUCGCUCAGUCUAUUCAUAAUGGAUUUGGAAAAGACGCAUGGCUAUCACAAAAUGAUUUUGGCUUCAGUGCUAUUCUGCAGUCAUCACAAGCAUUGAAUGUGAAUAUGAAUCGAGAUGGCGAUAACAUGUCAACUGCUACCAAGGUUUUAUGGAAGCUUGAAGCUUUACAAUCAUUUAUAAAAGAACUACAUUGGCCUGAUACUGUAUUUGCUUGCCAUCUUGAACAUAGAUUAAAAUUAAUGGCAGCAGACAUGAUUCAAAGUAUGGUUACAAGAUCAUUACUGCGAUUUGAAGAAAUAUUACAGAGAAUACGAGUGACAUUAAACCUUGAGUUAACUCCUAACUCGUGCAUUUUGAUAAAUAUUGUUCUGGAAUGCCGGAAACAAUCAUCAAAACUGUGUGAGUCAGGAAAAGACGCUUCAGGUCAACACCAUGUUUAUCAUACAACUGUUGAAGAAUUGAUGGAGAAAACUUUUGAAACAAUUGAAAAAUUACUUGUCGAAAAGUUUGUAAAAGUGCUUGAUAUUGUUCUCUCCAAACUAUCAAGAUUUGAUGAAGGUUCUUUUACUGCUUCUCUAUUUUCAUUAUCAAAACCUGGAAUGGAAUUAGCAGAAGGCUUCAUUGAUUUCAUUCGCAUCAAUCAAGAAAUUUUGCGAGAAAAAAUUGUCGAUGAAUAUUUUAUUGAAAAUCUCUUUACGCGCUGGUACAAUUCAAAUGUGCAACUGAUGAGAGACUGGUUACAUGCUCGUUCUGAACUUCAACUCAACGUUUAUCAAUUAAAAAUUCUGAUCAGAAUAUUUAAAAAACUUUACAAAGAUUUUGAAUUGCAAGGAGUGAUGAACGUACGAAAUAUUCAAUAUAGUGAAAUACACAAACGAUUAACGGUUGAAGAAGCUACAGCAUCAGUAACAACAGGAGCAUUGGGACAUAGUAUCACUAUGAAAGAAUCAGAUGAUGAAUAUGAAGAAGGCGAUUAAAUACUACUUUUAUAUUACAUCAUUAUAUUGUCAUAAUUAUAUGAUAUUUUCAUCAUAAUUCAUCAGGUUAUAAUCAAGCCAUAUAUAUUAUUACUCAUUUUUUAAAAUUUACUAAUUCGCUUUGGGUUGUGUACAUGUAGGGAUACAUCAUACAUUUUAUUGGAGUGUUUUUGAACCAAGUUAUGGCUGGUGGCUGUACAUAUAACUGACUAGACAAAUUUUAUAAUUCAUUUUCUAACAAGAUCCAAGUUGCAAUGAUGUAGAACAUUGAAGCAAUAUUUACAUUUCAACCAAUUAGCUGUGUGAUGAAUCAGCAUCUAAUAUUUAAAAUGAUUUAGCAUAAUUCGAACCACUUUUACCGCAAUGGCCUAGCGUGUGAAAUGUUUGACUUAACUGUGUUGGCAUCGCAGAUUACACAUUUUGCGUCCCCAUGUCACCCAGGGUGUGAAAAAUUGGUAGAUAAUGACGAACUGGAUCAUAAUUAGAUAUUUGUGCCUGCUUGUAUUAGGGUCUUGUACCAACUAUAGGUUUGUAUAUGCAUCGUACAUAAAAAAAAAAUUUAAAAGCAAAAUGUCAAAUUUUCAAAUUGUUUACAUGAAAAAUAUACAUGUGUGUUACGAAAGCGCAUUCCCUGCUAUCUCACAAACUUGCCAAGAUGUUAACUAUGAUUCUGCCUAAUUAAUAAUAUUUGUUGUGUUUUUCAUAUUGUGACAAGCUGUUACUUUUCAAACGAUUGUAUAUUCACAGUAAAUCCAGUAGUUAGCAAAGAUGUACCAACCCAUUCAGUAAUAUUUUCAAUAUAGCAGGUUAAAGCAAUAAAUAAUGGUAUCUUAAUGAAACACUCUUCGAAUGCCAACUGAGACUAUUCUUUGCUAUUGAUUAACCGGGGAUGGACCUUACGGAUUAUCUUUGAGUCAUUCAAAACUUUGUAUAGGUAUCAAAUAAUUCUUGUCUGCUUUUGAUUUUAAGUGAUAUGGCUUGGUGAUAAGUUUGCAAUGUUACAUACUUUAUUUAAUUCCUACAUAUCAAAAUAUUAUUUUUAUAUAUUCAAUCAUGACAAUAACAUAAAUGUGUCUGAAUUUCUUCAAUUAAGAAUUGCAUAUUUAUAACUAUACCACUAUAAAGUACUAAUAGCUAUAAAAUAUUAAAAACUAUUUAGUCAAAAUCAGUAUUUUUUCUUAACGUAUUUUGCACAAAAUAGUAUUUGUACUGAAACUAACACAGCAUUAUUUCUUCUUUUCAGAUUUUAUUGUAAAUUCUCAAAAUUCAAAUCUCAGCAUUUACCGUAAGAUGGUGUAUUUUCGGACCUCCAGAAGUAUGUGCACCAAGAUGGCGCACAACCUGAAUAUAGUAAGCGUACCACGUUAGAUUUAGGUUGUGGGCCAUCUUGGAGCACAUACUUCGGGAGUGCCCUAUUUUACGUCAUCUUUCAAAUAGUCAUCAAUAUGGUUAUCGUAAUAUUGAAUAUGUCACUAAAUCUUCCAGCUGUUUCAGCGGUUUCCAACCGAUGUUCCGCGGCACCCUAGGUUACACCAGUGCAGUCCAAGGGUUCCGCAAGUUUUUAUUCAAAUCUGAGAAUCAAUAUAUGUAUAUUGUUUAAAUAUAAUCAAAUACUAUUCGUAUUAGGUUUCCAGUUGUACCUUGAAGAUCAUUUUGUUUUGUCGUAUUAGACUUUUACUAGACUAUAAUUUGAACAAUUUAGAUUAUUAAACGACAAAAGAUAAUUUAACUAUUGCACAGGGGUUCCAUAAGCGCCUGGAAUGUUUCACUGGGGUUCUGCGCUACCAAAUAGAUUGAAAACCAUUGAACCAUUGAAUUUUCUCAAUAACUUUGUUGAUUUUACGCCAGAAUCAUGAGAAUGCUUGUAAUUUUACCCAUUUUUCAACAUAUCUUAUUCUUUAUUGUUAUAUAUAUUUUUUGUAUUAUUACUAUAUAAUGGGCUUUGUGCAACAAUCUCAUAAUAAUAUGGUAAAAAAUAUUUUCUAUUGGUAUUGGUGUUAUAUUAAAUGUUUAUCUGCUGUAUUUGUACUAUAUUUUCGAAAUUUUGUAUUCAUGACCUAAUUUGCUGCUAAUUUUUUUGCAUUUGUGUGGGAUUGUGGAAUAAUAUAAUUUUUAUUCAUUCCUUUGUGUUGCAAUAUCGUAUCUUUCCGCUCUAUCAACUUUUGACCAAAUUUGAAAUCUCACGAUUUGAAGUGAAUAUGAGAAGCAUUUAACAUCUUCAUUCGGUACUCCCAAAGUAUGUGAACCAAGAUGGCGGAUACCAGAACGUAGUAUGUGUACCAGGUGUGAGUUAGGCCAUAAUAUCAGGUACAAAUACUACAGAGGUCACUUGGCUAGUCCCCAAAUUCGUAAUAGAACUAAAAUAUUGAAAAUUGGAAUAAAAUUAUGGCCUAACCCUAACCUGGUACACAUACUACGUUCCGGUGUCCGCCAUCUUGGUUCACAUACUUCAGGAUUUCUCUUGAUUCUAAUGUAGAAACUAAUAUUUUCUAAUGCUAUUGAUUUGAGCAUCAAUCAUUCAAUUCACUCUUGAGUAUUCAAAUAAUUUGACUGUGACGCUAUGAAGUCUGCAAAUUAUAAAAUACAUCCUAAAUUAUUAUGUACGAAACAAACAGUUUUCUUAGUAAAAGAGUUGAACUAGCUGUUGAUGAAUUGAGCUGUUGAAUUGAUUCAUCAACCGAGUCCUAGAUAGGAAUGCGCUUAUGCAAAUUUCAACCAUGACUAAUAUUCUGUACCAAAAAUUUGAUGUAAAUUUCAUUUCUUGUAACCUGCAUUUAAAUGUUGGAAUUAUGUGCAGUGAAAUUUGUUAAUGAGUAUACUUACUAUUAUUACUCUGCAUAAUAAUUUUUUCCUUAUUUUUCAAAAUCAUUUUCAUUCAUUCAAUUCUAAAGUUGGAUAUUUAUGAUAUGAGAAACGUAAUCUAUUCUAUUGAACUGUUGUUAUAGAAAUUCCCUCACUGUUUUAGAAAUUUCCAAGCUACAGUCUCUGAAUGAGCCUAAACAAGUUCCAAACAACAAGAGUGCAAAAUAUACUUACGGCUGGUCGUAAUCAAAUUAUUAUUUCAACACCCUCGACUUAUUUUGUGAAAGGUUUUAAGACAGAUAGGCACGCGUUGAAAUUUUGAAAAAGGUUCAAUUUGGAAAUAUUUCAAAAAUAUAGGUGUUUAUGAAUCUGCUAUCUGCAUAGUUUGGAGCAAUAUUCACCAGAAAAAGUUUUAAAAUAAAAAAUAUAUGUAUUCAUGUAUUAAUAAUUUUCUCAAAACAGCGUUCCCCAGUUUGCCUUUUUGGGUUAAAAUCCUCAAAGUACGAUUUGUUUAAUCUCUUGGCCAGUCCUAAGUAUGAUAUCCUGAUUUUUGCACAAUCUGUAAUCAUUUUAUUUUUAUAUUAAAAAUAAUAUACUAAAUGUAAUCUAUACUGAAAUCAAACUUGAUCAUGUAUGAGAUCAACUAUGGUUUGAAUUACUGCAAUUGCCUUAUAGUUCAUACAUGAUCGAGUAUGAUAUUUUGUUGAAUUGUACUUGUCGUCUGCAUUCCUACUAAAUUAUAAUCUGGAUGUUGUCAUUAUUUUAAUCACUGUAAAUGCUGGCACUCAGAACUAAUAAAAGUAUUCUGUAUACCUA